Molecule: messenger RNA, 965 nt
Organism: Dissoconium aciculare CBS 342.82
Lineage: Eukaryota; Fungi; Ascomycota; Dothideomycetes; Mycosphaerellales; Dissoconiaceae
Exons: 3
Coding region: 13-762 (249 amino acids)
Source: RefSeq, a predicted model, not a curated record
CACACUCACAUAAUGGCCCCACGUGCAGAGGCUCUCCCAAAGAGCGAGUCGAAGAAGAACUUUCUCGACCGCAUUGGGCUCAAAGAAAAUCAAAUGAAGGAUCGACGAUUGUAUGAUAUCAUGAAGAGAGAAGCAUCCGAUGGGCGAUCACGCAUCAUUGCUGCCAUGAAGGCCGAAGGGCCAGCUAGCACUCUUGGGCCAGCAUCAUACGGUCCCGACGGAGAAGAGUUCUUUCCGUCAUCAUACGUCGGUGAUCAGAUACUCUCCGAUGAGUCCCUUCGCGUCUACAACCGAGCCUGUCCCGACACCCGCAAGAUCUACGACCUCGCCUUCGACCCCGAUCGACCUCGCGAUCCCAACUGGAUCAUCCGCUGGUUCCUCUGGCAUGUCUUCCGCUAUCGUGAUGGCCGACAAGCUCGACAAAAGCUGCACCACCCUAAAGCACGACCAAUCCGUCCUUUUCCAUAUCGUGGCUCGAAGGAAGAUCACAGACGAAACGCACUCCUGUACGAAUCAGCCAGCAAAGACUCAUGUCCUCGGACAUGGCGGCCUUACAAUGUCGAGCUGAAGGAUCACUACAGCGGCGCGCCGCAUUUCUACGACGUCGCCCAGUCGUUCCGCACUGAGGUCAAAAGUCACUAUACUACAUCGCCUCCAAUGAGGAACGAGGAGAGAUCUCGCUUCGCAGCAUCUUCAGGUAUCAGUAAACCUUCAUACCGCUCGGGUCGACGAUAUGAUCCUGUGAGAGACAUUCUUAUCUGAACUAUCUGGAUCAAGCGAUGUACUUACCAAACAUGGUGAGAAGAAGAGUGGUGAGAAUCACUCAUCUGGUUGGAGAAUAAGUAGUUGAGUCAUCUACAAAUACUCGUGAGACAAGGAAAAGUUUAGAGAAGGAGGCUAUCGGCCAUGAUCUGGCUUUGCGAAUGGUGUUGUGCUAUUUCAUGUAUGCUUUAUGAUGAUGAUAG